AUGACACCCUACUUGUUUAAUCAAAUCUGGAAUCUACCAAAACUUGCGUAUCUCAACCUAGAAAUUUAUAAUAUAUCUGAUGCUAUUUUCAGUCAAUUAAAGACGAUCUCAUUAACUCUCGAAUCGUUAUGCAUUCAGAAUGAUAUUCCACAUCCAUUGCGUGAUAUAGCUGAUCUAUAUCAAAAGGCGCCUAACCUUCGAGUUCUUUCUAUGAAUAUUAAUUUGAAAAAUGAGUAUGAAAAAUUUCCAGUUGUUGUAACAUCAAUCAUGACUUCAAAACUCGAUUUCUGUGGUGAAUUACGUGCAUUGCACAAGCUUUUUCAGAAUUUGCCUAAUCUGUGUCAUUUAACAAUUGAUAUGCAAGAUCACUACUUGACUGGGCAUGAGUGGAAACAGAUUACUAUCGAUCACUUACCAAAGCUCAAACAACUUCGAUUCAAAAUGUUUAUAGCACCGCUCUAUGAUACAAUCAUAGAAGAAGAAAUUGAUGAACUACUUAAUACAUUUCGAACGCAGUUUUGGCUUGAUGAACAUCACUGGUAUGUUCGGUGUGAUUGGAAUCCAAUCGCUGGAUCGGGCACUUUUGGAUAUCUUUACACCUUACCGUAUGCCUUUAGACUAUUUACUGGCAUAGCUAAGGGUUUAAGACGACCCAAAUGGACUUGCCCUGACGACGAAAAGUAUUGUUUAUUUAAUCGUGUACAUAAUCUCGAUUGCAUGGAGUCGGAAUCUUUAUCAUAUUGUUUAUUUCGAUUUUAA
Messenger RNA from Adineta steineri, 759 nucleotides. The record is from the annotation of a GenBank genome assembly. NCBI's taxonomy places the organism in Eukaryota, Metazoa, Rotifera, Eurotatoria, Adinetida, Adinetidae.